Messenger RNA from Wyeomyia smithii (pitcher-plant mosquito), 8054 nucleotides. RefSeq names its product neuroglian. Gene Ontology annotation, cellular component: plasma membrane; axon. Gene Ontology annotation, biological process: axon guidance; cell-cell adhesion. Bases 442 to 4260 code for a protein of 1272 amino acids. The transcript is spliced from 10 exons. Gene Ontology annotation, molecular function: protein binding. NCBI's taxonomy places the organism in Eukaryota, Metazoa, Arthropoda, Insecta, Diptera, Culicidae. The record is from RefSeq and is a predicted model, not a curated record.
AGCGCAUUCAUUCAUUUCAUUUCAUUCGCUAGUGAAAAGUAUGGCAGUUCGUACAUAUGCUGAGUAGCGCUGCUGGUGUCCGUGUCGUGGCGUAGAUUAUUCUGCACUCGCUGGUGGUAGAAAGAAGCAUGUUUUUAUUAAGUUGUGUGUUUGCAGGUUGCAGUAGAAAAUUGUAAAAGCAGCAGUGAUUGAAAAAAAGUGAAUCCAAGUUCGAGUUUAAGAAAAAAUAGUGGAAUUCGAGGAGACAAUUUCGAAGUUGCUUGGAUAAUCUGGCUCGGCGUUCAGUUAAGAAGAACGCACGACCAAACCCGACAUCGCGCCUGUGAGUCGCCGGAUCCUGCGACCGCAGAGAGCCAGUGGCAGUGUUGGUAGUGAUAUUGUCGGAAUAGAGAGUGUAGUUUUAUUUGUGUGCAAUCUUCCGGGCGCGCGGAAUAGUGCGGCAUGUGGACAAUCAGUGGCCGCGGCGGUGGCCCGGCAGUGACACUGCUGGUGCUGAUCGCCCUUAAUGUGCUGGCCGUGCAGAGUCUCAUUCAUUCCCCACCCCGGAUCAUCAAGCAGCCACCGACGGACGAGAUGCUGUUCCAGGUGGCUCAGCCGGGCGAAAACGACAAGCCCUUCAUCGUGGAAUGCGAAGCGGAAGGCGAACCGACACCGAGAUACCGAUGGAUCAAAAACGGCAAGAAAUUCGAAUGGCAGACAUACGACGACCGAAUGUCGCAGCAGCCAGGCCGCGGAACGCUGGUAAUAAAAUCGCCACGGGACGAAGAUCUCGGUCAGUACCAGUGCUUUGCGGAAAACGAACACGGUACGGCCACCUCCAAUUCGGUGUUUGUUCGCAAAGCCGAACUGAACUCGUUCAAGGACGAAACGGCAAAGACGGUUGAGGUGGACGAAGGUAGUCCUUUCAAGAUGCAGUGCCAACCUCCAGAUGGUUGGCCACGACCAAACGUGUACUGGCUGAUUCAGAACAUGGACGGCGGAAUUAGCUCGAUCAACAACUCCCGGAUGACGCUGGAUCCCGAGGGUAAUCUGUGGUUCUCGAACGUAACCCGCGCGGAUCAGUCGGACGAUUUUUACUACGCUUGUGCGGCUUCCUCGCUGUUCCGAAAUGAGUACAAAAUUGGCAACCGCGUACUGCUGCAGGUCAAGCAAACCGGAAUCUCGGCGGCACAGAACAAACAUCGACCGCAACGUCAGUACGUAUCACGAAAGAACGAAGUUGCCCUAAGGGGAAAGAAAAUUGAAAUGUUCUGUAUCUACGGUGGAACACCGCUGCCGCAGGUGGUUUGGACCAAAGACGGAAAGCCGAUCCAGUGGAACGAUAAAAUUCAGCAAAGCAAUUACGGCAAAUCGUUGGUGAUACGGCACGUUUCGAACGAUGACCAAGGUACGUACCAGUGCGAAUCGUCCAACGGUGUGGGCAGUGCGGAAUCCUACUCGAUUCAUCUACGGGUGCAAGCCGUACCGUACUUUACCGUUGAGCCGGAGAUUGUAAACGCUGCUGAAGACGAGACGGCCGAGUUCCGGUGCGAGGCUACCGGUGAACCGAAACCGGAGAUCAUCUGGGUGCACAACGGAAAACCGAUCGGUCAGUCGGCGAACAACCCGAGGCGGGUGGUUAGCACCAAUCGAAUCUUCUUUAGCAAGCUGGAGAAGGCUGAUACCGGUAACUACGGUUGUAACGCCACCAACUCGCUGGGUUACGUCUACAAGGAUGUUUAUCUGAACGUGCUGGCCCUGGCACCGGAAAUCACGGAACCACCCAAACUGGAAUACUCCGUCGAUCGGCGAAAUGUGACAAUGACGUGUCGUGUGUUUGGCGCUCCCAAACCACAGGUUAAGUGGAUUCGAAAUGGACGUGAGCUAACUGGUGGACGCUACCAAAUUCUUGACACCGGGGAUCUGUUCAUCAAAGGGGUGGAGUUUUCCGACGCCGGCGAAUAUACCUGUAAUGCGGUGAACAAACUUGGCUCCAAGUCUGCCAGCGGAGAACUGAUCGUGAAGGAACACACGAAGAUCAUCGAUGAACCACAGGACUACGAGGUGGUUGCCGGUACUCAAGCUACCUUCCGAUGUAACGCAGUAGCUGAUUCUUCGCUAGCUUUGACGAUCGAAUGGUUGACGGACGGUGUUACUAUCGAUUUCGAAACGCAACCACGUUUUGUAAUGACCAAUGAUUACUCGUUGACGAUUUCCAAAACCAUCGAACUGGACACGGGAGUGUACACUUGUUUAGCGCGAACGGAUCUGGACGAAGUAAUGGCUAAUGCUACUCUGACCGUAUACGAUCGACCGAAUAGUCCUUCCCUGAUGGGAAUCGAUUGCCACCAGGCAGUCGCCACGAUCACGUGGAAACCGAAUGGUGAUAACCGUUCUCCGAUUUUGCAUUACACUAUCGAAUACAACACCUCAUUUGCACCGGACAGUUGGGAAAUCUCUACUAAAGAUGUGCCGGCUACCGAUUUCACCUACAGCGUUGACAUGAGUCCAUGGGCGAACUACACAUUCCGCGUGAUAGCUAUCAACAAGGUAGGACCAUCGUUGCCUUCAGGACAUAGCGAUGUGUGCACAACCCAACCUAGUGUUCCCUAUAAAAACCCAGACAACGUUGAAGGUCAAGGUACAGAACCCAACAAUCUGCUCAUCAAAUGGACUCCGAUGUCCGAAAUCGAACAUAACGCGCCCAGAUUCCAGUAUCGAGUCUACUGGCAGCUCGACACUGGGGUAGACAAUUGGAACACGGAAGACAUCUUCGACUGGCGACAAGCGGAGUUAUUCGUGCGCGAUCAGCCAACGUUCCAGCGUUAUCGAAUCAAGGUACUGGCGAUUAACGAACUCGGCGAAGCAAACGUUGCCGCUCGAGAAGUUAUUGGUUAUUCCGGAGAGGAUAGACCGCUCGAAGCACCAACCAAUUUUACUCUCAUCCAAGUAACUGCUCCCACAUCUGCCAUCCUGAGCUGGAAUCCAGUGACCGAAGAGAGCGUCCGAGGACACUUCAAAGGUUACAAAAUUCAAACGUGGACCGAUUCCGAUGGUGAAGAAAACCUCCGUGAGGUUCUCGUAACGUCCGACUCGAAGCAAGCUCUAGUCACAGACUUUGUCCCCGAUUCCACGAACUACGCCCGCAUUCUGGCGUACAACGGACGCUUCAAUGGUCCCUCGAGCACAACACUCUCCUUCGAUACACCGGAAGGUGUACCAAACACGAUCCAAUCGUUAGAUGCCAUACCACUAGGGUCAUCCGCUUUCCUGUUGAAAUGGAAGAAACCUCUGCAGCCGAACGGUAAACUAACCGGCUACAAAAUCUACUACGAAGAGGUCAAGGGAACCUCGUUUGGACCCAGAAUGGAACGUGAACCGCACAUACAAGACCCACGGGUGACGGAAGCAAAACUGGGCAAACUGAAACAGAACACAAAGUAUCGAGUGCACGUGGUUGGAACCACCAAAGCAGGAGAGGGACAAGACUACUAUAUCGAACAGAAGACUGCCAGUGGAAUCGCGAUACCGCCCGAUCAGCCUUACUUCGCGUGGGAGCGACAGCCAAACGAUAAUGGCCGUGCCGACAUCAAGGUCAUCUGGCAACCUAAUCUGGAAGGCAAACCUGGUUCGCAUUUCUUCAUCAAGUACCGAAUCAAGGGCGAAAGCCAGUGGCUCAUGACGGAACCCGUGCUGUACGAGAAUCACCACACUGUUCACGGAUUGGAUCCGGACAGCAAUUACGAGUUCCGCGUGGUGUCCGUCGACGGCGAAUACCAGACGGAGUCUCUCUCACAGGAGGUUGACACUUACGGAAUUGAGGGGCCUAUCAAAGUUCCCAACGAGAAUGUGGCCACGGCUGGUUGGUUCAUUGGAAUGAUGCUUGCGAUUGCCUUCCUAAUUCUUCUGCUCAUAAUCAUUUGCAUUAUCAAACGAAACCGAGGUGGUAAAUACGAUGUGCACGACCGGGAACUUGCGAACGGACGGAACGAUUACACAGAAGAGGGCGGGUUCCCCGAGUACUCCCAGCCUGUUUUACGUGAUUACAGCUUGGACAAUAAAAGCCAGGGUCGACAGUCACUGAGCUCGCAAAAAGUCGCACCGGAAAGUGAUACUGAUUCCAUGGCGGAAUAUGGUGAAGGUGAUACAGGAGGACAAUUCACCGAAGAUGGUUCCUUCAUCGGCCAGUACGUACCCGGUAAGCCACCGGUCAGUGCCCAGUCGACACCGCAAAACCCUUCGCUACAGGGAGCCAACGCCAACAUGGCUACGUACGUCUAAGAAGAAGUGCGGCAAAGUACCAUACCGCAUUGCACCGCUGGUCAACGGCGGGACUUUACUGCUUGUUGUUUACCGGUAGCCGAGCUAGGUGAAGCUGAUGAUCUACUACCAGAUUAUGGAGCGGACACACGUCAACCAGCGCCUUUGUUUUUUUUUUACUUUGUGAACUAUCGUGUAACUCUUUCCGUUACGGAAAAUACAUUCAGUUUUUAGCGAUUACGAAACCUCUAAGUGGGUAGAAUCCAAAUGACACUCUUGGCAACUCAAACGAAUGUGUUCAGACGCAGAUUUACUAGUAAGAAAAUCCAGUCCAGGGCGCAAUUCAUACUGCAUCGUAGGUAGCAUUGAAUAACAAUUAGAUUUUCGGUUUACCUUCUAGAAACAGUGAAAAAUUCAGUCGCUUAGUUUUAGUCAAGCCAACAUCAGCUACGGUAGCUGCAGUGCAGUGUUCUGCUUAGUGCGCCGUGCGCACCUAGCGGCAAUUGUUGCAACUGAUUCCAUUUUAUCAACAGCAGCAGCAGCUCUUAUCUCCGAAGAAUGCGCUCAUCCAGAGCUGAGCUUGGAUUCCACUUUAUUAUCCGUUAUUGUGCUUUAAUUAUUAUGACCUACUAUUACCUAUAAUAGAGAUCGCGAUCGUACGAGAGAAAAAAAGCGGCGAAUGAUCCCCUCAAAGAGUGGGACCUAAAAUGAAACGUGACAAAAAAAAUCUUUAUCUGCUUAAUUUUAUUUAACGAAACCGAGAGAACCAUCAACCGUCGUCGUCUUCGUCGUAGUUGUUAAAUGCCUUCUUCGUCUUAGUCCGGCCCAUUUGAGAGAUCAAUGUUUUUUUUUUUUCAUUACACAACAUUGUUUUUUUUUUUCAGUUGACUUAUUUUUUCGAUAGUUCAUUAUUUGUAACUUUCUGUUAGCGGAACAUUCGAUGGGAAUGAACGACGCGAAACAGUUACGCGGUACGCGAAGUUAUAAGUCAAUUUCGUCCAGUAAGCAAGAAUCUCUUAUUUCGUACUAGUUAUAAGUGCUUAAGAAACAGAAGAAGAAAAAACGCGAAAAUAAGAACCCGUCAGCCACACUUUGACCCCCCACUCUCGACUAGUUUUUUCCCCUCUCAUCUCCGCUCGCAGAUCUAAAAGUGGCUAAGUUCUUCAUGGGUUGUUGAUAGUUUUAUACUCGUUUAUAAAACUAUUGAACAAACCGAUUGGCAUAACUAGGGAGCUGGUUUGGAGCACAAAACUAAAAAUAUUCCGAGCUAGUAAGCGUAGAACUUAUGCUAUUGUGCGCGAGAAAAUCAAACAAAAAGAUAAAUAAGCAUCACACAACUUAUUAUCACAUUUGAAGAGAAAAAAGUUAUAUUCAGAAAGAGAGAGAGUGAGAAAGAGAGAUAUUCUGUAUAUAAUGCAAAAGUACUGCAGUUAUUUUCCGAAACGCAUUUCGAAUGCAGAAUUACAUUUUUUUCUGGUCACGGUAAUGAAGAACACCGCUGAACAAGAAAGAAGGACGAGGAAAAUGAAACGAAUAUGUUGUAAUUCAAUCCUUUCUUUUAAUAGAAAUUUCCUUGUAUUAGUUUUAACUGUUUAGUAAGAGAAAGCUAAAUGUUUACUUUUAUUUGUAAUAAAGAAUUUCUUUAUGAAAUCAUUUGUCUAUUUUUUUUGUGUUUUAUAUAAUAUUAAAUUCUAAGUUUCGUUUUUUAAUUUUGUUUUUCAUUUCUUAUACGAUUACCCCAUGAGUUUUCGAUAAUCCAUUCAUGUUAAUUUUUAUAAUUCCGUAAGCUUCAGAUCCUUUUCUGAAUUGCACACCAAGAAUCGAACGAACACGACAAAACCACACAGGGUCUUAGUGAAAAUAUUAUCUUUAAAAUCUCUAUCUAAUGAUAAAUCUAUUAUAUUUUGCUUGCCUCCUGUUAAAAUUUACUGAACGAAGGGAAGUUACACCCGCUAGCAGCAGCAGCAAGGACGCUUGUUUUUGUUGUCUUGGAAGUGCACACCGCUGCCACUGGGUUACAACUAAUCAAUGCAAUUUUUGUAUAAAUUCAAAUAUUUUAACUAAAUAUAAACUUGUAACCUAAUCGUGCUUUCGCUUCUAACGUUGACUUAACACUGUACUGGGGAGGGUAAGCUGAUGCAUUUAGUAAUGGGAUGAUAAGAAAGUAAGGAAUGCUUGCUGUAGGCUUAGAAAUAGAAAACAGAAUGAAAGGCGUAAUAAGAAAAAAAAACAAUGGGUGCUUUUUAUACACACAUACAGAUAGAGCGAAAAACUGGAACGGCGAAAGGCAUGCUUCGAAUGAGGGAAGAAUGUAACAACUGUGCUGUCCGUAAUUAUGUGGACGGCUUUUUUUGUUAUAUUUUGCGAAGAAACCAAAAACUAGAAAAACAAAAUUUUUUAAAAACCCUAUUGUUUUGAUACAAACAAGUGCUUUUAAAAUGGCUGGAGCGGCUGUCUUAACCACAGGUCGCCUCCUUCCCCAUCUUCUCGUUUGCCCUAUUUAAACUCGUUUCUAACCCUAAGCUUUCACGUUUGUGUACUUGUAUAGGUUUCUUUAUCUGUUCGCUUGUGUCUUGUGAGUAUAAGCAAAAGAUUGUCGCAGCAAAAGAACAAAAAGCAAACUAAAAGUUUAAAGUUAAGGUCACACGUACACUCUAAAAUUAAUGUUACAUGUUUUUAUGAAAAGAGAAACUCUACCUAUAGGUAUCUGUAUAAUAAAGUAAUUGGAACUUAGCAGCCAUAUAGUUGAAACAGAAAAAAAAAACAAAUCACGUCUAGUAUAUAAAGUGCUUUUUGUAAGAAAUAUUGGCCGCACACAACUAAACUAAUUCAAUUACCAAGACCACUCGUUUUGGAUGUCUAGACAGUCAAAAAUUUGCCACGAGCAACGAUGUUUUUCACAAUACUUACCUAACGAAAUUCAAUAGCUUUUCAUACACAUUUCGAGUAAAAAACUACAAAAAAAAACACUGCCGGUUUAGUUCCGUUCAUCAUUGUCAUCAUUCCUAAAAAAGGAAGAAGAAAUCAUCAUGAACAAUAACGCAUCAUCAUCACAGCAGAAACACUUGCAAGACAUUAAAAAAAGCAACAUACAAAAAAUUAUUUACACGUUGGACAAAAGAACACGCCACGAGAGGACUUAAAACGAAAACUGAAAAUAAAAAUCGAAUGUGAGGAUCAAUUGAAACGAAACGAGAGAUGAUAUUUUCUUCCCCCCUGAUGCUUGCCGGAAUCAUCCAACGCAGGUCCCCAGCUGGACAGGGCAACGGGGGGACAAAAAGUGAUGAAAGUAUUUUUUGAUGGACACAUUUAGAUUCCGCCAGGCUAGCAAACAAAAACGGAUCUGUAUUAUAUAGCUAUCAAUUAUUACCGCAUUGGUGGACUAUAACACUAGACAACCCAUCAAAUGCUGCUAGAAUGCUUAGAUAAUGAAACCAAAAAUUGUGAAAAAAGAUAAUUAACAAAAAAUAGAAUCGGCUAGUAGGAAACUAAACUAACAAUGGGAUGUCACUAAUUCCUAAGCAAAAAAAUACGAUAAAAUUCAAUCCCUGACUUGUCUCACCCACCAUUAUUAAUUCAUUGUAUCAACACUCGAAACUAACAACCAAAACGAAUCGAAUCGGGAGUAGAAGAAAAAAAAACAAACAACCAAUCAAUAGACCGUAACACUUAACCGUACUCUCAGCUUGGGCGUUCCCAGCCAAGGCAAGCCAACCCCCGUAUUCUCUGUACUUUGUUUUGAACUCAUAUUGCUGUAAAACUAAAUGAAAAAUGCGGAAAUAAACCCAACUGAACCGAAACACUGAAACAUAAAA